AUGGCAAAGGGAGAAGGCUCUGCGAUUGGCAUCGACCUCGGCACGGCCUACAGCUGCGUGGGUGUGUGGCAGCACGAUCGCGUUGAGAUCAUCGCCAACGACCAGGGCAACCGCACCACCCCGUCAUACGUGGCAUUCACUGACACGGAGCACCUGAUUGGCGACGCGGCAAAGAACCAAGUGUCCAUGAAUCCCGUCAACCCCGUGUUUGCGUCUCAUCGGACGACGGUUCUCCGACGCGUGCAGAGCGACAUCAAGCUGUGGCCGUUCAAGGUGAUCGCAGGCGCGGGCGAGAAGCCAAUGAUACAAGUCGAGUACAAGGGCGAGACGAAGCAGUUUGCCGCGGAAGAGAUUUCGUCCAUGGUGCUGACGAAAAUGAAGGAGAUCGCAGAGGCUUACCUUGGGACUACCGUGAAGAAUGCGGUGGUGACGGUUCCAGCUUAUUUCAAUGAUUCUCAGUGCCAGGCGACUAAAGACGCGGGUGCGAUUACUGGGCUGAACGUGAUGCGAAUAAUCAACGAGCUGACUGCAGCUGCUAUCGCGUACGGUCUUGAUAAGAAGAACAGCAACUCAUCGGAGAAAAACGUGCUCAUUUUCGACCUCGGUGGGGGAACCUUUGAUGUGUCACUUCUUUCAAUCGAGGACGGCAUUUUCGAGGUGAAAGCGAUAGCUGGUGACACGCAUCUGGGUGGCGAAGACUUUGACAAUCGCAUAGUGCAACACUUCGUACAGGAGCUCAAGCGAAAGUACAAGAAGGAUCUGAGUAACAACCCGCGGUCUCUUCGCCGACUUCGCACGGCUUGCGAGCGCGCCAAGCGAACCCUCUCAUCCACCGCGCAAACCACCAUCGAGAUCGACUUGCUCUACGAGGGAAUCGAUUUCUACAGCACCAUAACUCGCGCGCGCUUCGAGGAGCUCAACAUGGACAUGUUUCGAAAGUGCAUGGAUCCUGUGGAGAAGUGCCUCAAGGACGCGAAGAUGUCCAAGGCGCAGAUUCACGACGUCGUGCUCGUGGGUGGGUCAACGCGCAUUCCCAAGGUGCAGCAGCUGCUGCAAGAGUAUUUCAACGGCAAGGAGCUUUGCAAGAGCAUCAACCCCGACGAGGCCGUCGCGUAUGGCGCGGCGGUUCAGGCGGCGAUUCUGAGCGGCGAGGGGAACGAGAAGGUGCAGGACCUGCUGCUGCUCGACGUGACGCCGCUGUCGCUUGGGUUGGAGACACAUGGAGGGGUAACGAUGGUGCUGAUUCCUAGGAACUCCACGAUUCCGACGAAGAAGGAGCAGGUGUUCUCGACGUUUUCGGAUAACCAGCCGGGAGUGCUAAUUCAAGUAUACGAAGGUGAGCGCGCCCGGACCAAGGACAACAAUCUACUCGGAAAGUUCGAGCUGUCGGGAAUUCCGCCGGCGCCACGUGGCGCCACGUUCGACAUUGAUGCGAACGGCAUUCUGAACGUGAGCGCGGAGGACAAGACUAGCGGGCAGAAGAACAAGAUCACUAUCACAAAUGAUAAGGGCCGACUGAGCAAGGAGGAAAUCGAGCGGAUGGUGGAGGAAGCAGAGAAGUACAAGGAGGAUGACGAGCAGCACAAGAAGCGGGUUGAGGCGAAGAACGCGCUCGAGAAUUAUUCGUACGGCAUGCAUAACACCGUUCGCGACGACAAGAUCACGGGGAAGCUGUCGCCUGAAGAUAAGAAGGCGAUCGAGAAGGCUGGUGACGAGACGAUUGAUUGGCUGGAUAAGAACCAGCUCGCCGACAUGGACAAAUUCGAGGACAAGCAAAAGGAGCUGGAAGGCAUUUGUAACCCGAUCGUUUCGAAAAUGUAUCAAGCUGGUGCUGGACCAGUGCCAGGAGCGGGAAGAAUGGGGGAUGUGCCUAUGGGGGGUGGUUCUUCGAGCGGAGGUGACGGGCCAAAGAUUGAGGAGGUAGACUAA
This is a messenger RNA of Closterium sp. Naga37s-1, 1929 nucleotides long. The record is from the annotation of a GenBank genome assembly. NCBI's taxonomy places the organism in Eukaryota, Viridiplantae, Streptophyta, Zygnematophyceae, Desmidiales, Closteriaceae.